AUGGCCGAUGCUCUCCACUUCUACCCUCGCACAGAUGCUCCAGACGAGGAUCUUCAGCCUUUAUACCUGGAUCUGCUCGAGUUCAAUGCCAUUGCGAAACGCUUGCUGCAAAGUGGCAGAGAGGAUGCCAUAUAUGAUUUCGUUCACUUUGUGCUGGCAGGAAGAGUCAAGCGGGAUGGUGAAGAAUGUCGAGUUUUCUUAAACCCUCGCCUUUCUGCUCUUAUUCCUGAACUGGCGGAAAUGGGUGAAGUAGCCAUGGAGGACACAUGUCAGCUCACGCGAGACUACGAUUCAGUUAUCGGCAUAUCGAGAACCCUUCCCUACGAUCGUCCCUUGGCAGUUUAUCCUCUGCCUCCGUUCAAGGACGCUCUAACGAGCGACAAUCACAUGAAGUAUUCAAUCACACGGCAUGAUAUGACUCACAAGGUCCUGCUGAAUCGCAUUCCCAACAUGGCCUUCGCGAAGGUCGACAUUCGUGCCAAAUGCAACAUCUUCUUUCCCGCACUUUACGUCGAAGACCGUUCCACGUCACCCACCCUCACUCAAGCACAGCUCACCCACUUCUACGAAGACAUCCUUCGACCAGUGAUAGAGGAGAUUGAUCUGACUGCAAUUUCUCAUUGGCCUGUCAAUUACAAGGCAGCCUUCACCCUCAGCCAGGAUGUCCAGGGACAACUACACUUCUCUUCCACUGAUGUGCCUGUCCACCUUCUCGACAACCUCAGAGAUAACCUCCUCCGGCGUCUUGAUGAAGACCGCAAUUUCACCAGCACAUUCUUUCUCCACAAACUGCGUGGCACAAAAGGGGCAUUUUCCCACAAUCUAUAUGAUGACACAGACUGUCAACUGAGCCUCGAUCAAACCCUCGACUACCUUCGGGCUGAGCAGACCAACAGCAGCCAGUGGUGGAUCGACGUGGUGCUUGAAAUACAGCAGAAGAAUCAUGUCGUGACGUGGUUGUCCGCAGCACAUGAAGAGCUUACUCAAUUUGCUCUCCCAUCCACACCCCACGACGCUAUCAGAAAGUUGAUGAAGAGCGACUACCACAUUGUUGACCGUGUCGCACAGCUCGAUGACUGUGCAGGUGCUCGCAUCUACACAGGAAGUAGAGGCAAGCAGGAUGGAGUCCACUAUAUUCAGUUCUACACGACGGAAAAGAAUGCCCACUAUCAGCACCACCGUGCAUGCGCGGGAAGGGAGGAAGAAGAUCCACAGGAAGGCUGUGCUCGAUUCGAAGUGCGGGUGUCUUUAAGAAACGCAUUGACAGCACUCAGAGACAUCAGCUCUGACUUGGUCAGCACAAGCUGCAUCAGCAUCCCUGCAAGUGUGUGGUGGUCAUUCAAGGCGUGGUGCAUGGCUGCUCUCAAAUAUGUUUUUGAGGGAUUCCAAAAUGAUCUCGGAGCUGCUCGCAUCUGGAGGCCAAGCCUGACACUAGGAGUCGUGGCAAUCUACAUGUCCAAUGCUCUUAGGUUUCGACCGAGCAGUAACCACGUGCAGGUGCCAAUGGUAGUGGCUGCCUGCUUCCACACUCCUUCCGAAGAUCGUCCACAACCGACGUCUGACGAUGAAAGCUCUUCAGAGGAUGGUCAGCCAAGGACACCGAUAAUGUACGAUCAGGGGAUAUACUUCCUUGCCGACAUCGUUGAAGACAAUGGCAUCUACCGUCUGAGGAACAAGCGCUCCCCUGAUGCUCUGCAGCUUGCCCACGCAUACCGAACUCCGACGUUUGUGGAUCUACAGAUUCUCUUCACCGGUCAGAGCGUGUGA
Molecule: messenger RNA, 1767 nt
Organism: Laetiporus sulphureus 93-53
Lineage: Eukaryota; Fungi; Basidiomycota; Agaricomycetes; Polyporales; Laetiporaceae
Exons: 4
Coding region: 1-1767 (588 amino acids)
Source: RefSeq, a predicted model, not a curated record